This is a messenger RNA of Triplophysa rosa, 1597 nucleotides long. It is a transcript of the gene fgb, whose product is annotated as fibrinogen beta chain. Gene Ontology annotation, cellular component: fibrinogen complex. NCBI's taxonomy places the organism in Eukaryota, Metazoa, Chordata, Actinopteri, Cypriniformes, Nemacheilidae. Bases 1 to 1464 code for a protein of 487 amino acids. Gene Ontology annotation, biological process: blood coagulation; protein polymerization; platelet activation. Gene Ontology annotation, molecular function: signaling receptor binding. The transcript is spliced from 8 exons. The record is from RefSeq and is a predicted model, not a curated record.
AUGAAGCUUCUUCUGUUACUUUUUCUCUGUGUUGGUGGAGCUCUCGCACAGGCCAAUACAGAUUACGAUGAUGAUGAUACUGAGACAAAGAAAGAGCUACCAGAAAUCGUAGAUCCAAGAGGUCAUCGUCCUGUCAACAGAGGUCGUGAAACGUACUCCGCAGGGCCAGCCGCACCACCACCUGUCAGCGGAGGGAGCCGUUACCGUGGGAGACCGACUCCAGCACCCGUAGGGAAGGCUCUGCAAGAAAAAGAGGAAGUUUUGGAAGCCGGGGGAUGUACUCACCUCUCUGAGAAAAUGGGUGUAUUGUGUCCCACAGGUUGUGAGUUGAAGAAAAGCCUCCUGAAGCAAGAACGUAAUGUGAGGCCAAGUGUAGAUCUGCUGAAAAGAUCUGUAGAUGAUUUAUAUCAAUCCUCUAACAAUGUAUACGGGUAUGUCACACAUAUGACUACUGAAGUCGCCCAGAGACAAAGAGUGAGCCAAGGUAACGAUGCUGUGGUUAGUCAGUACACAGACAGCCUAGAGACCCAGCAUGCUUAUGUAAAAGAGGCCGUGGACAUCACGUUCCCCCAGAACAUCAGAAUUCUGCAGUCUGUGCUCGAAAAGGUGCGUGACAAGAUUCAGCGUUUGGAGAAAGCCAUCUCUGAACAGAAGGCCAGGUGCUCGACACCUUGCAAAGUGUCCUGCCCGAUUCCCGUGGUUUCCGGCAAGGAGUGCGAGGACAUUUAUCGCAAAGGUGGAGAGGAAUCUCAGAUGUACCUCAUACGGCCCGAUACACUCGGCAUGCCUUACAAGGCCUUCUGUGAUCAGAGUACUAACAAUGGAGGUUGGGUGCUUAUCCAGAAUCGUAUGGACGGCAGUGUUGAUUUUGGCCGGCGUUGGGACGACUACCGCAGAGGCUUUGGAAACAUUGCUUUUGAUGUGGGCAAAGGACACUGCCAAACUCCUGGUGAGUACUGGUUGGGUAAUGAUCGCAUCAGUCAUCUUACAAAGAUGGGUCCCACUGAGCUUCUGGUCGAAAUGGAAGACUGGAAAGGUUUGAAGGUCCACGCUAAAUACGAGCAGUUCACGAUGCAAGGCGAUGCCAUAAAUUACAUCCUAUCGGUUGCGCGCUACUCUGGAACUGCCGGAAACACGUUUAUGCAGGGUGCAAAUGAACUGCUUGGGGAGAACCGUACCAUGACCAUUCACAAUGGCAUGAUGUUCAGCACGUAUGACAGAGACAAUGACAAAUGGUUACCUGGUGAUCCUUCAAAGCAAUGUUCUAGAGAAGAUGGGGGUGGAUGGUGGUACAACCGAUGCCACUCUUGCAAUCCAAAUGGACGUUAUUAUUGGGGCGGAGCUUAUACAAAAAACAUGGCCAAGCACGGCACGGAUGACGGCAUCGUGUGGAUGAACUGGAAGGGUUCGUGGUAUUCACUCAAGUCUAUCAGCAUGAAGAUCAGACCCUUCUUCAAAUCUUAAAGACCGCAGAGAAUAGAGGUUAAGAACGCCUACGAUACCAAUGAAAGUUUACAGAAGAUACUAUAUCCAUGUAUCUAUUAAAGAAUGGGACUUAACAUAAAAACUUUUUUUGGAAAUGUUCAAAAAAGUGAAU